GGCCUUUAGCUUCUGACGAGGUAAGAAUGAGCAAUAUGAGCUUUUCUGCUAGGCCUCAGGCUUAUAAUAUAGAUAGAGUGAGUGAUGGUAGGUUUAGAGCUGUGCCCUAGGCUUGUAGUAAAGUUAGGCUACAGUGGUAAAGUUAGGCUAAAGUUAGCUACAGUGCUACAGUUAAAGAAUGCCAAAGUAAGCUUAGGGCAGGGCUUCAGGUUUGCGAUGGAGUAAGAGUGAGUGAACUGAGAUGUAUCAUUAGACUUCUGAUGAAGUUGGAAAAUUAAAAUCAGGCACAGAGCUAGGCUUUAAGCUCAUGCUGUAGAGUAGGCCAGACCUUAGGCUUAUUAUGUAAUUCAAGUAAGUAAUAUGAGAUUUAGAGCUAGGCCUUGGGUUUAUGGUGAAGUUAGAUAAAGUGAAAGGAGAUUUCGGCUAAGACCCUUGACUUUUGCUGAGGUCAUAGUAAGCAAAAGCAUGUCUACCUUUAAACUUUGGGCCUAUAAUAAAAGGAUUUGAGCAAGACCUCAGGCUUAUGAUGAAGUUUGGGUGAGUGAAGAGAGAUAUUUGGAAUGUCAUUAAGCUUGUGAAUAAUUUAGAAUGACUAAAAGUUGGUUUGGAACUAGGCCUUAGGCUCAUGAUGUAGUUGGAGUAUUUCACAGCUAGUCCCCCCUAGGUUUGUGAUGACUUCAUUUUCUAGUAGGAUUAGAAGGGGUUUAGUUACAGAGAAGAGUUGUCAGGGUAAUGCUAAUUAUGGUUAGAACGAGUUUGUGAUUAUUUCUCACUAGUAAAGUCAAAGUUUAUUUAUAUAACAGCACAUCAGCAGAGAGCAGUCUCUGCCCCCAGCGGCCGCCGGUUUACGCGUGUGCUUUACUCGCUCCAAGAAAGCUCGUUUUACCCAUAAUCAGCGGGGCGCUCGGCCAGUCGGAGUUCGCUCACGCCCUCGCCGAGGCUCUCCCCGAACGCGGCGUUGAGCUCUUCGGGGGCUCACGCCGCCGUUUGCCACCUUUUUUCACAGAUUAUUGCGCUAAAUACACCACAUCUCGUACGGAGCGGCUGGCGCGCGGCGCCCUUUUGAGAGCGCCCUGCGAAACUAGGCGUCGCUGCGCGCCCAUUCCCGGACUGAGGAAACACAGCAGAGUCUGUUCUAUAAGACCGAGCCGUUGGACGCUCGCCAAGUGCCGCUUUCGCUCUUAUUUUGGCUGAUAAAUGCCACGAGAAAACACAGGUACGAGCGCGUCACUGAGGCACGGCUGCACAGUGCCCGCCGGGUUGAGUCUACACCGUUCUCAUGUGGCUUUUAAGGGGCCGACCCCUCGCCUGAGAGGGAGGUUCCUCUGAACAGUGCAGUUCGCGCUCAUUCUCGCUCCGCUCGCAGCAAAAGCACAACGAUGGCAGAAGUGGCUCCCGUUCCAGCCGCCGCCGGACCGGCCAAAGCUCCCAAGAAGAAAAGCGCCGCCCGGCCCAAGAAAGCCGGCCCCAGCGUCGGCGAACUCAUCGUAAAGGCUGUUUCGCAGUCUAAGGAGAGGAGCGGCGUGUCUCUCGCCGCCCUCAAGAAAGCCCUGGCUGCCGGCGGCUACGACGUGGACAAGAACAACUCCCGCGUCAAGAUCGCCGUCAAGAGCCUCGUGACGAAGGGCACUCUGGUGCAGACCAAAGGCACCGGCGCCUCGGGCUCCUUCAAGCUCAACAAGAAACAAGCCGAGCCCAAGAAGAAGCCGGCAAAGAAAGCGGCGCCAAAGGCCAAGAAGGCGGCCGCCAAAAAGCCCGCCGCUGCUAAGAAGCCUAAGAAGGUAGCGGCGAAGAAGUCCGCAGCCGCCAAGAAAUCGCCGAAGAAAGCCAAGAAACCCGCGGCCGCCAAGAAAGUGGCCAAGUCUCCCAAGAAAGCCAAGAAGCCGGCGGCCCCGAAAAAGGCGGCCAAGAGCCCGAAGAAAGCGAAGGCGGUCAAGCCCAAAGCAGCCAAGCCCAAGGCUGCGAAAAGGGCCGCCCCCAAGAAGAAGUAAACACACCUUUUUACCUUCGUGUCCUGUUUUUUCCUCUCUCCAGAACGGCUCUUUUAAGAGCCACCCACAUUUUUCUCUCAAGGAGCUUUGCAAUUACAUGGAUAAGAAUAGGAGGGGGAAUGGGGUAGGACAACGGCGGAAAAACAAGGACACGUAUACGCUUCUUUGUCU
Molecule: messenger RNA, 2162 nt
Organism: Colossoma macropomum (tambaqui)
Lineage: Eukaryota; Metazoa; Chordata; Actinopteri; Characiformes; Serrasalmidae
Product: histone H1-like
Exons: 1
Coding region: 1380-1991 (203 amino acids)
Biological process (GO): nucleosome assembly
Cellular component (GO): nucleosome
Molecular function (GO): DNA binding; structural constituent of chromatin
Source: RefSeq, a predicted model, not a curated record